AUGAACCACUGCAAAACAGUGUCCAAGAAGACCACCGCGAGAGCUGCUAUGCUGAGAAGGGCCAGGACCAGCAGAGCGUGCCUGGCCUGGACUGAGCCCCAGAGAGAAGCAGAUGCCAUGGCCCAGAUCCAGACACGGGACCCGGCAGAGGAGCAACAGGAAGCCACACAGAUUGAGGAGCUGCUCUUGGACAUGGAUCAGCUGGAGACUGUCCCUGAGGUGCAGGCUCUGCCCAGUACGGCCCCAGUGACGGGGGAGUCCUUCUGCCAGUGUCAGCUGAACGACGAGACCACUCUGGGGGCCAUCGUGAACAGUUUCACCCUCAUCAGUGACUGCAAGUGUGGGGAGGAGGACCAAGACUUUGACUGGGUCUGGGAUGACAAGUCCAAAGUCACCGGAACCUUCUUGAGCUGUGACAAGAGGAAAGUGAGUUUUCACUCAGACUACAGCUGUGGCACAGCCGCCAUCAGAGGCAGCAGGGAGCUGACAGAGGGACAGCACUUCUGGGAGGUGAAGAUGACCUCUCCUGUGUAUGGGACAGACAUGAUGUUGGGAAUAGGAACAAAGGAAGUGAACUUGGACAAGUUCAAAUACAGCUUUGGCAGCUUCUUGGGCCACGAUGAGGACAGCUGGGGCCUGUCCUACACAGGACUGUUCCAGCACAAAGGAGACAAAGUAAGGUUCUCUUCUCGCUUUGGUCAAGGGUCCAUCAUCGGGGUCCAUCUGGACACAUGGCACGGCACUCUGACCUUUUACAAGAACCGCGUCUGCAUCGGUGUCGCUGCUGCCAAGUUACCCAAUAAGAAGUUCUACCCCAUGGCGUGCUCCACCGCGGCCAAGAGCAGUAUGAAGGUGAUCCGAGCCUGCACCACCGCCACCUCUCUGCAGUACCUGUGCUGUGUGCAGCUGCGGCGCAUGGCCCCCCACCAUGAGGACCUGCUGGGGGCUCUGCACCUGCCCCCGGGGCUGCACGGCCUCCUCAGCGCACAGAUGGGCUGGGUCUUCUCCUUAAACCACAGCCCUCACAGUAAUGACACUUCAGAGCCCGGUGUGCAGUUGUCAGACAUCUGCUGUGAAGACAUGAGUCUGUCCUCCAGCCCCAGUCCCAACAUCAGCCCCAACAUCAGCCCCAACUCUGUGUCGGGUCUGAGGGAAUGUGCCUCCCCCAGUCGCUUUGACCCUGUCCCACACCAGUGCCCCAGCCCCAGUCUCUUUGACCCUGUCCCUCAGCAGAGCCCCGGGCAGACCCAGGCUCACACCUGCCCCUGCCCCCUGACCUCUGACGACGACAGUUGCAGCUCAGAGCCUGAGGAUUACCAGAGGAAGAGGUGCCGCUGGACAUGA
Messenger RNA from Knipowitschia caucasica, 1344 nucleotides. The record is from the annotation of a GenBank genome assembly. Lineage: Eukaryota; Metazoa; Chordata; Actinopteri; Gobiiformes; Gobiidae.